This is a messenger RNA of Hibiscus syriacus, 504 nucleotides long. Its product is annotated as ankyrin repeat-containing protein At5g02620-like. The transcript has a single exon. The record is from RefSeq and is a predicted model, not a curated record. Gene Ontology annotation, cellular component: plasma membrane. Lineage: Eukaryota; Viridiplantae; Streptophyta; Magnoliopsida; Malvales; Malvaceae. Gene Ontology annotation, molecular function: protein phosphatase regulator activity; protein phosphatase 1 binding. Bases 1 to 504 code for a protein of 167 amino acids.
AUGAAAAGCGAGAAUCUCUCCUACAGUCUCAAUAAUGCAAUCAACUACACCACAGUGGUGGCUGUUCUCAUCGCCACUAUUGCUUUUGCUGCCAUAUUCAAUGUCCCAGGCCAAUAUGCUGACAGUCCUCAAGAUAUUUCACCAGGAGUCUCUCCUGGACAAGCGAGAAUCGCUCCAAAACUGCAGUUUAUGAUUUUUAUCGUCUUUGACGUUGUUUCCCUCUUCAUAUCGUUGGCUGUUGUGGUGGUGCAAACCUCAGUUGUAGUCAUACAGAGAAAAGCAAAGAAGCAGAUGAUGGCUAUUAUUAAUAAGCUCAUGUGGUCGGCUUGUGUACUGAUUUCCAUUGCAUUUCUUUCCCUUUCGUAUAUUGUGGUUGGAGAAGAUGAGAGGUGGUUAGCUUACCUAGUUACUGGUAUAGGGACUGUUAUCAUGGUAUCAACGUUGUGGACACUGUGUUAUUGGGUGAUUGUGAACCGCAUCAAUCCGCAGGUCUUCUAUGAAUAG